CUAAACACCACCACUCCGCCGGCCUCACGAUUGAGAAGGAACUUUCAAUUUCGUCUGCAUCUGGAGCUGGGGGUCAGUAUUCGAGAACACUAUCAUCAGAAUUUCAAAAUCUCAAGCCGACAAAACUUGUGCAGCAAGCCGCUUCUGGGCCUCCCAAACGCGUCCACCCACUGUCCCAACACGAAUUCAUUUUCCUCCAAAAGAAUAGCAGUCGCUCGCUCGAACCGUUUCCUAGUUCCCAAAAACCUAUUAUGAAUUCCGACGCGUCGAAAGUGCAAUAACGAUGUAUCUGCCGCGCUCCCUAAUCUCGACGCUCUACCUCCACCUCCAACGAACCCACCACCCUUUGUCUCCACCAGUCCUCAUUCUGGUUGCCCUAGAACCCGAUGCGCUCUGCGGCUGUCGAAUCCUCACUCAACUUCUCAAACGCGACUACAUACCGCACAAGAUCCAGCCAAUUGCUGGGUAUGGCGACUUGGAGAAGGCGGGACGAGAUGUCAUUCGACCGAUGAUGGAGAGCCAGGGAGGCAGCGGGGGAGUUGUAGUUUGCCUCGGAGUUGGAGGGCUGGUUGAUCUUGGGGGUCUGUUGGGCAUUGAAGCUGAGGGUGAUGAGAGUAAUUAUGGUGGUGUUGAAGUGUGGGUGAUCGACGCGCGACGUCCUUGGAAUUUAGGGAAUGUUUUUGCCGGGGUUCCAAUACCUCCGCCUAUUGAGGAUGAGGGGGAGCUGGUCAUCCAGCGGCCGCAGGGUGUUGAUGGUGGGAAGAUACAACGCGAUUACAAGCCAGGGAAGGGCGGUAUUAUUGUUUUUGAUGAUGGGGAUAUUGAGGAGGAGCUGGUUGCGGAAAGAGACGCGUUUCUUGCUCUUGUGGAUAUGCCAGAAGUUGAGGAUGGCGGUGAUGAUAGUGGGGGAAGUGACACUGAGAGCGAGGAUGAGGACGCGCCGACCGAUUCCCGAACUGGGCAGAAACGAAAAUCCUGGUCGGAUCGAGAUGACGAGGACGAGAGUAGUGAUGAUGAAGACAGGCCACGGCAAAGACGGAGAAGCAAUUCGUCGAGCCCAAUUCCAGAUUCUCCAACACGUCCAAAAAAGCGUGGUCUUCUAUCUUUCAGUGGUCCCUCUGCGAUAGCAUCGAGUGCUUCCCGCUCCGUUUCCCCAACUCCUGCUCAACCUCCCAAAGCGCCAUCUGCUCGGAAACUACGGCGUCGACUCCUACAGCUGCGACGUAAAAACGAAUCUGUGUUACAAGCAUACUAUUCCCUUGGAGCGUCAUAUUCGGAGCCAAUAUCGUCCAUGAUGUACUCUCUUGCCUCAGAACUUGGUCGAGAAGACAACGACCUGCUGUGGAUGACUAUUGUAGGUGUCACUUCCAUGGAGCUCUACGGUCGAUCAUCUGUAGGGGUUGCAAUUUCGACUUCGAAAUCGACAUCCCCAAAAGGCUGGCUUGGGACUCGCGGAUCUCGAAUACGACAGCUACUUCGGGAUGAAGUCCGGCGUCUAAAUCCACCUGAGCUCUCAGACUCAAGUUUAAGCGGCAAUCGAAAUAUGCUACCAGAGAACAGCGGCAUAAUACCCACCACGGCUCGAAGUCCAACCGACACCAGCAUUCGAUUAUCACCUGAACCGAAAUUCCUCCUGAUCCGGCACUGGAGUCUUUAUGACAGCAUGCUUCACUCUCCGUAUCUGUCCGCGCGGUUACAUAUAUGGUCAGAUACAGGGAGGAAGAGACUGCACAAGCUUCUGGCAAAGAUGGGUGUUAGUCUUGUCCAAUGCAAGCAAAGUUACACACAUAUGGACAUGGAACUAAAGAGAGGACUACGAACAAAGCUGUUAAAAUAUUCGGAGAUGUACGGACUUGACGACUUGGUUCCAGCUGCAGACACCGAUGGUAGGGAUCGAGGUGGGACGAAAGAAGGCUGGGGAUUUGUGAGAAGUUGGGGCUGGAGGGCUACUCUGAGUGCUCAAGAUGUUGGAGUCGUGGUGGGAGCUAUUCUUGAAGUUGGAAAGAAGGCUGUUACAACACUCGAGAAUGGAGGUUAUGAUCGUGGACGAGAAAUGAAGGAGACGUCUGAUGAAGACGGGACUUUAGAAGGGGAAGAAUGGGUUGGAAGAUUCUGGGAUGCCUACGAUGCGCUCGAGAAGAUCGAAGAAUUAAAAUCUGCCCUACCGACAGCUCAACAUCUUCACCGCGCCAUACUUCGAACAGGUACCUCAUUAAUCGAGAAGAAACAGAUCCGCCAUCUUCGGGCGUUUCGAAUGUGUGUGGUAAAAGAUGGGCCAGAUGUGACACUAUUUACGCACCCCUCCGCAUUGACCAAACUUGCGUUGUGGAUUGGCGAGGCAAUCGCGGAACAGGAACGCGAGAACAAGGGAAAGAUUGGUCAUGGUGGGCGAGGCACACCACUUGUGGUCGCUGGGCUGAACGAGAAUCGAGGAGUCUAUGUUGUCGUUGGAACUGGCGGAGGAGGAGGUGGCGGCAUGGGCUUUGGCGAUCGACAUGCAGCUAAAGAAAAGAAGGAGAAGCGAGAAGCAAAAGCAAAAGCUCGCGAGCUGAAAAAGCAGAACAAGGAGAAGAUCCGGGAACAGAAGCGAGAAGCACGAAGACUUGCUCUUGGCGACGACGCUGAUGAGGAAAACGAGACGGAAUCAGAAGAUUCCGAAUCGUCAUCUGAUGAGGACUCCGACGAUGAGGAAGAUGAGGCCUCCCAGGCGAGGGGAUUUGGACGGAACAAGUUCGGAAAUGCAUUCCAAGAAGUGGUGGAAGAAACGAAUGCAAGAGUGAGGAUUGACAGUUUUGAGCAUUGCGUGGUUGAAGUUAAAAAAGAAGACUUGGCUGGGUUUCUAGAGAGUUUGAGCAUGAAGGCUGUUGUGGGUUGAAAGGGUGAUUGAUGAUGUAGAUAUGUGUUCAUGACCUUGAUUUUUGACUUGUGGGUUGCUUGUGGCACUGGGUUGCUUGGAGUAUGCAUAGCUGGUUUGCUUUUCCGUAUUUGCAUUGAAUGAAACGAGCCUG
Messenger RNA from Hyaloscypha bicolor E, 3008 nucleotides. Its product is annotated as CDC45-like protein. Bases 284 to 2875 code for a protein of 863 amino acids. Gene Ontology annotation, biological process: double-strand break repair via break-induced replication; mitotic DNA replication preinitiation complex assembly; DNA replication initiation. Gene Ontology annotation, cellular component: DNA replication preinitiation complex. NCBI's taxonomy places the organism in Eukaryota, Fungi, Ascomycota, Leotiomycetes, Helotiales, Hyaloscyphaceae. The transcript is spliced from 3 exons. Gene Ontology annotation, molecular function: DNA replication origin binding; single-stranded DNA binding; chromatin binding. The record is from RefSeq and is a predicted model, not a curated record.